GAUUGUCUAAUUAAAGCAUAUAUUUGUAAAAGACGUAAUGAACCAAUAGAAUUGCAGGGAAAUAAAGAAAAUUCGAUAUCUCAUUCGCAACGGCUUGUAGCCAAUUAAACUUUAACUUCAAUGUUACCGAUAAAAUUCGUAUUUUAUUUCUAGCAUUCAUCUCAGGGUUUUGUGAUAGCCUCUAAAUAUAUUUAUAUUUUAUUAUUUUAUCGACGUUAUAAUUAGUUGCUUCAAAGAUGCUGAAAUUAAUAACUAUUCUAUUGGCAGCCACUUUAGCAAAUACUCAUGCCGUCCAAUUGAAUUUAAAACCAUAUGUCCUACAGAACAGUGAUGGAAGUCAGACAAACACAGCAAUAACUACAACAAAACCUUCUAACAUAGUGGCUGUAAUAAAUGAAGUUGUCACUACGAUGCUUUCAAAUUUAGUAAAAAACCUCUUAGUCUUUACCUUGAAUAAUAUGAUAGUGGUUUUCGUAUCUUCGUUGAUAACUAUAGCUCUCUGCAAUUACACCAGUGCCUGUACAUAUGUAAAUAGCGUUACUCCAUUCCGCCAAAUCGAAGUUGCUUUGAAAUACUUGGCAACACCAAACAGGAUAAUGCAAAUAGCAGAUUUUGUACACGAUGCCAUCAAGAAGUAUUCAGAAAUUGAGAAUGAAGAUCAGUAGAAUCUGUGUGCGUGAAAAUAAAGAUUUUUAUACUCA
Messenger RNA from Manduca sexta (tobacco hornworm), 701 nucleotides. RefSeq lists its product as uncharacterized. The coding region runs from base 237 to 665 and encodes 142 amino acids. NCBI's taxonomy places the organism in Eukaryota, Metazoa, Arthropoda, Insecta, Lepidoptera, Sphingidae. The record is from RefSeq and is a predicted model, not a curated record. The transcript has 4 exons.